UCCUCUUGCACAGAGUGCUGCGUCAAAUGCUCAAAACAUACUUUAUGAUUCUGAUGAAUCCGAUAUUGAUAAAAUUCUUCAAAUCCUAAGGCACCAAUAUAUUCAAGAAAAAGAAAAAUUGAAGAAUUUGCGUUUACAACUCCAGUUAUUUCUACAAAGUCCCGAACUUUCUGAAGACCUCAAGAGAAUUGCUAUAUUGAAGGCGGAAGAACAAAAUUUGGAUCAAGAAAUUGAACAAGAAACGCUAGAUCAACAUACCGUAAAAAUCAAAUCACAGCUUUUCCGCGAUCUCUGGGUAAGAAAGCAUAUUUCUGAUAUAGUUGAGCAAUGUAGAAAUUUUUUACCAAAACUACGACAAGAAAUACAAAACACAAAGGAUUACAUAAUAAGGGAAAAAGAAACAUUAAAAGAAUCUAAUAUUAUUCAUGAAGUUUUAUCGGAAAGAAUUGAGCAACAGUCUGACGAACAUCUGUCACGUGAAUCGGAAUAUUGCAUUUUAAAAAAAGAGCUUAAUGAUGUUAAACAUAGUCACAAUAUAUUGAUAAAAGAAUUGAUUAAAUUCGUUGAUACACAUUUUCCUCCACAUAAGCUUGUGAGAAAAGACGAUUUGAUGAAUCAGUCGUUUAUUCAUCCAAGUGAUCCUUAUUUGUAUAUAGAUACAAAUAAGGUAUGGACUCCAUAUGUCGAAACUUUAAUUCGCGCAGGAAUUGCAAGAAGGCAUCCUCUAAAUACAAAUAAGAUUGCAUUGAUAGAAUUUCAUUUAUA
This is a messenger RNA of Racocetra persica, 765 nucleotides long. NCBI's taxonomy places the organism in Eukaryota, Fungi, Glomeromycota, Glomeromycetes, Diversisporales, Gigasporaceae. The record is from the annotation of a GenBank genome assembly.